GCAGAAAAUCUAUUGGAUCUAAUUUUUGUCUUUUAUUAGAUUCAGAAUGAAUCACCCACUAAUAUAAUACUGAAACAAUAAAGACUUCAGGUAAAGAAGAUUUCUCCCCCACAAUCAAGGAAUCAGAUUCAUCAUGACUUAUCACUAUAAUGAAGCCUUUGAAAACCCAGACUAUCACUACUCAGAGACAUUGGAGAUUGACAGAAGUAGAGAAAGAAAUUCAUCCUUUCUCCAAAACCUUCAUGAUUCCUCCCUGGAUGAUGACUCCUUGUACGAUUCCUAUGAAGGUGGAAGAGGACAAAGAAACAAGGAUUAUCACAUGGCCUCAAUGCAGACUGGCUUCCGAUACAGCCACAGCGCAUCGAGGCCCAACACAAAUCCAUAUGGAAAUCCACAUACUAAUCCUUCAUUUGAGUAUGAGCCAGAAUUUGCAUACACAUCUCCCUCCACCUUUCAUGCCGGGGAUGGUCCUUACGUACGCAGAGCUUCUGGUAUGUCUGAUGGAGAAAGCCUAAAUGCAGAUGGGGAAUGCAGCUCUGAUCUGCCUGCAUCUUCUUCCCAAGUGGCUGUGAGUAACCAGAAAAUGGUGUUUGUAAACUUUUCUCACUCUUCAGCUUCAACAGAGGAAGGUAGCUUCAGUCAGAGCUACCACAGAAGACAAGCUGACCUGGUCUACAGGAUGCCUUCCAGCUUUCUCAAACUAGACUCAAAUGCAGAAACAUAUGACAAAGACAAAUAUAAACAUGAAGAGAAGUUGAUCAAAAAUCUUGCAAGCAUGUCCAGCAGAGAGAGAGUGAAAGCAAUCCAGAAGACACCAAAGACCAUGAAGGAGAAGAGAGACAUCAGGAAUAAAGUUCUCAUGGAGAAAACCAAAAAAUCUGUAAGCUCCAGUAUUCAGAUUAACUGUUGUACACAGUGUCUGUACAAAACAGCCUUGUCCUAUCAGCAAUUUAAAAAUGGUCUCUCAGAAUAUUUGCACUUAUUGCAACUAUGGCAGAAGACUCUGAAAGUCAUCGGUGGCAAGUUUGGAACCAGUGUUCUUUCCUAUUUUGUUUUUCUGAAGUGGUUACUGACUUUCAACAUCUUCUCAUUCCUUGUAAACUUCAGCUUCAUAACAAUCCCACAGCUUAUAGCAUCAGAACCAAAUAACCUUCCAUUCAACGGUCUGGAGCUUCUCACCGGGGCUGGUUAUUUUAAAAAAACAGUGCUCUACUACGGUUUUUACACCAACUCUACAAUCACAAAAACUGAGAACAAUUCUUCCUAUAACAUGCAGCUGGCCUAUAUUUUCACUAUUGGGAUUUAUUUCAUCAUCUGCUUCUUUAGCUUGGUGUACAGUAUGGCAAAGUCCUUCCGUAAGAACUUCAUCAAUCCUCAGACCUACUCUGGAAGUGCUGCCAAGCUUCUCUGCAUCUGGGACUUCAAUAUAACCAAUGAGAAAGCUGUGAAACUGAAGCAAAGCAAUCUCCGUACGCAAAUGAAGGAAUCCCUAUCUGAAGUGACCCUCGAGGUACUGAACCUUUCUCUGAAGCAGAGAAUUGCUCGUAUCGCUGUUCAUCUGUUGGUUUGGAUGGCUUCCUUGGGAAUAGCAGCUGCUUGUUGUGCUGGUGUUUACUUCCUCUCAAGAAAUAACCUACAGCUCCUGGAAGGUAACAAAAGUGAGCUGGAAAAAGAGGCUGCCACACUAGUGCUACCCAUUGUUGUGUCUCUUCUCAACCUCCUCAUCCCCUUCUGCUUUGCCUUGUUUGGACUCAUAGAGAAAUUCCAGUAUCCCAGACAUCAGCUCUACGCCACUGUUAUCAGAAACGUUUUUCUGAAAAUAGCAAUAAUUGGAAUCCUCUGCUACUACUGGCUUAACGAUGUGGCUACAUCAGAGAAAGAGUGCGGGAAAGCCUAUGGCCAAGAAUUCUACCGUUCAUUUUCGUGGAGAAUUUGUACCGAAGAAUCAUUGCGAACUAAUGUUGCAAAAAACUUGGUACAAAGUGCCAGAAUUUAUCUUGCACGAAGUUUUAGCUUGAUCUACACACAGACUUUGGGCUGGAUUGGCAUCUUCUUCGCACCUUUAAUGCCAGCCAUGCAGAUUAUAUCAUUUUUUAUAAUAUUUUAUGUAAAAAAGGUCAGUUUGAUGAGGAAUUGUCAACCACCUCGCAAAGUCUGGAGAGCUUCUCAGAUGACGACGCUCUUCAUUUUUCUGCUGUUUUUCCCUUCCUUUACUGGAGUCCUGUCUGUAAUGGCAGUCACUAUCUGGAGGCGGACGCCUUCUAAACAAUGUGGUCCAUUCCAAGGCUUGACCUCCAUAAUUGAUGCCGUUUCUGGAUGGAUACACAUAUUGGACAGCUAUUCCAGCUCAAAAUGGGUGGUGUGGAUUUAUUAUAACUUAAUUGGAAGUGUGCAUUUCUUCUUCAUCCUCACUGUCAUCGUCCUAAUUAUCACAUAUCUUUACUGGCAAAUAAUAGAAGGACGAAGGAUAAUGGUCAGACUCCUGCAUGAACAAAUUAUUAAUGAAGGAAAGGAUAAAAUGUUUUUACUUAAUAAACUACGUACACUGCAGACAUCAAAACCAGACCCACCAAAAGAACAACAAGAGAGGAAUUCAUCUUCGUACCAGCCAUAUAGACGAGCUGCUCUGCAAAUGACAGCCUCCCUAGAAAGGCCAUUUGGGAGAAAUGGAAGAGACUUCUAUGCUGAGCCCUCCUCUGCUAGGCUACCAGAAAAGACGAACCUGUCUCCUGCAGAUGAAGAAGGACGCCAGCCAGGGAUUUCUGAGACCCUGGCGCUGGCUCUGAGAGCCAGACAACAGGCUGAAUGGGAAAUGGAGGACAACGAUGACGAGGACUUUAGACCAUGAACUGUAUGAAGCAAUUAUGCAUACUAAUCACUAGAAGUACUUCUAGUAAACGUCACUGUUUUGCACUAAUGGUUGGAAAUCCAUUGGAAAUGAGACAUUUCCUAAGCUAAGGAAAAAAAUUAAAGCAAGAACACAUCAGAAAAUGCAUUUUAUCAAUUGCAGUUUAAAUUUUGUAAUUUCAUAGUAAAUGCACUGUACUAUUUUGUUUUAAAAAAUGAAAUCUUGAUAAUAGCAGACCUCUCUCGCAUCUGCUAUGAAAUCUCUUGCUGAAAUAUAACAAAUGCCCACCAUUCAUCAGGUUAGGGUGGAAUUUUUUUAAUUGUGUCAAUGUAACAUGUGCCUAAUGACAAAUGCAAAUUACCAAUCUGGAAGCCUUGAUGGUAUUCUUAUAUCUGACUUGUUUUGAUCUGGCUGCUGUUAGCUGUAUUUUUUAAAAACAGAAAUGAAGUAUUUAUAAAAUAAAAAAGAUUCUAGCCUAUGUAAAAUGAUUUGUAAAGUAAAUUGUGACACAGAUUAGUGAAUAUAAAUCUGUUUGUGUGAACCCUACUGCUGUCAGCCUCUCUCUCUACAUAAUUAAGAUUACUCAUCUUUUGCACCCUUUUUGACAGAGUUUAAAGCAUCAUUUUGGAAUGGCUGUAAUGUGAAACUCUAAUCUUGUUAUCUGAA
Chelonoidis abingdonii (Abingdon island giant tortoise) is the source of this 3514-nucleotide messenger RNA. NCBI's taxonomy places the organism in Eukaryota, Metazoa, Chordata, Testudines, Testudinidae. The record is from RefSeq and is a predicted model, not a curated record.